Molecule: messenger RNA, 1604 nt
Organism: Liolophura sinensis
Lineage: Eukaryota; Metazoa; Mollusca; Polyplacophora; Chitonida; Chitonidae
Product: arylalkylamine N-acetyltransferase 1-like
Exons: 2
Coding region: 189-842 (217 amino acids)
Molecular function (GO): N-acetyltransferase activity
Source: RefSeq, a predicted model, not a curated record
AAAACCUGUGGGGUUCUAGCACAGUCGUGACAUAGCGCGAAGCUGCCUUAGCGGGAGCGCCUGUUUGUAGAAGCACUAUAACAGCGACUUGUACACGCACAUAGGUGUAGUACUGUAUAGUUCCUUUCUUUAAACUAUAAGUACGGCGCACACAGGACGGCGAAGAACCUUGCUGAGAGCAGAUCGCUAUGGCGAACGUUCAAAUCCGAAAGCUUCAAGAGAAUGACGAAGGCGGAGCCCGGAAGUUUGUCUGUCAGGAGUUUUUCCGCUUGGAUCCUUUGAGUCGAGCAGUGAAUCUAGAUGCAGAAGUGGAUGGAAACCUGUGGCUGAAUGAAGCCUUCCCGUCAUUCCUAAGCGAUGGUGUCUCCAUGGUAGCCAUUGACACGAAAACAGGGGAAAUAAUUGGUAUCAGAUUUGCCGCCAUAGUCUACAAGGACAAACCAGAUGUCAUGCCGUUUUCCCUGGAUGAUCCAAAAACGAGAAGACUGGCAAGGCUUUUCGAAGGUCUAGGCAGCGUUCACGCCGGUGAAAAUAUCUUUGAGAAGUAUGGCGUGGAUAGAUACGCGAGUUUUCGAGGGCUUGGGGUGGCGGAGAAGUACCAGAAGCAGGGGAUUGCGUCUAGACUGGUUGAUGGUACACUCAACCUAAUUCAAGACAAAAACAUCCGACUAGUCAUUGCUGAGGCUUCCAGCCAGUUUUCUGGGCGAAUUUUUGAAAAGUUUGGAUUCAAAAAAGGCAAGCAAAAUAACUACGACUCGAUGGUCCUGGGUGGUUUACCUUUGGUCAUGACAGAGGAACUUGAAUACCACAAAGGAAUUGCUCAGUAUAUAAAGACAAUGUAAAAUUUCAAAGUUGAAUGGAUGGUCUUACAGAAUAAACUGUAAGAAAUCAUUCCAAAACAUACACAGGGCACUGUCAUUUCUUAUGAUUUCGGCAUGGAAUUUCAGUGAAUGUGCCUGAUGUUUUAGCAGUGGGUUGACAGUCAGGUAACACUGUGAAUAUUUCGGUAUUGUGCUUCAUGUGUCCCACCUGGCGGUCAGAUAUUCGGCACGUUCUGUCAACUUGUCGGCAUUGUGACUGGUGUCUUCGGCAUGGCGUUUUAAUGAGCUGAAAUCAUUAACGAUGUUGGAAUACUGCUGUGGAGAGAUUUCUUCUGGAAGAAGGCUAUGUGAGCUGACAUUCCAAUGCACAGGAGAGCAAUGUAGAGCUUAGGAUCUUACGACUAAAGGCAAUUUUGAUCGCGAGUACUGAUUUUGCAGACAACCGAAUUUAGGUAAAUGACUAAAAACAUACAUUCUGUGUGCAGUAAUAGCGAACACGGAAGUACACCCAUGAUAAACUUCAUCUAAUUUAUCUACUUCAUUUUGUACAUUGUAUGCCUUUCUUGAAAUACACUUAUGGGUGUAUUUGUGGGUUUCGCCGGGCCUGUGCCCUUAUUCCUUCUACCAUAAUACAGGCCGCGGUCGUAUAAGUAAAAUAUUGUUGAGUACUGAGUGAAAAACAACGAAAUAAAAUAAAUAAAUAAACCUUUGGUUGUAUAAUUUUUAAUGUGGAUAAUUAUUCAUUUUAGAAAAUUAUUCUACCGUAUGUUUUCGUACAGGUUA